AGGCCUGACUAGUAGAGCGCCGGGCGACUCCGCGCUCUGCAGCGACGCCUGUGCAGUGGCGCUUCCGGCGCGCGGGCGGACCGAGUGCUACUUUGGUGUCCCACGCGGCCUCAGUGCACCUUUCGGGGCCUAGGGACCCCGAACGGUGGCCAUGGCCUCUCUGCGCGCCAAGGACGCCUACCUGCAGGGCCUGGCCCGGAAGAUCUGCGUCCAGCCUGGCCCGGAGCCGCGGGAGCGCCGCCCGGCUGGCAAAACUCGAGGCUCAGCAGCUGCAGGGCCCCCAAGUAAGAAGAGGAAGAAAGCACCGAAGAAGUUCCAGGAGCAGAAGGGGAAUACUACAGAGCCCAAGGCCCAGCCCCGGGGGGAGAAGUCUCCAGCAGCUACUAGGGCCAAAAAGCCAGCAGCAACAGCCAAGGAAGACAAGGCUUCCCACUCCAAGGAGGCCCCUGCAGGUGGCCCCCACACACAGCAGGAUUCUCUCUUUGCCCUGGACAUUCUGAGACAGCGGCUACAUGACAAGAUACAGGAAGCCCGCGGCCAGGGUGGCCCCAAGGAACUGUCCACUGCCGUUUUGGAGAAAAGGCGUAGGAGAAAGCUGGAGCGGGAGCGGAAAAAGAGAAAGCGAAAGGAGCUGAGAGCAAAGGAGAAAGCAGCAGAGGCCCCACAGCCACCCCCUGAGGUGCCCAGAGAGGAGACACAAGAACAGCCAGGGCUCCUGUUCAAUAAGGUGGAGGUGAGUGGGGACGAGCCCACCAGCAAGGCCCAGCGGCGGAAGGAGAAGCGGCAGAAGCUGAAGGGGAACCUGACGCCGCUGACGGGGAAGAACUACCGGCAGCUCCUGGAGCGGCUUCAGGCACGGCAGGACCAGCUGGAGGAGCUACGGGAGCGGGACGCGGCCCAGGCCCAGGAGCUGGAGACCAAGAUGAAGUGGACCAACCUGCUGUACAAGGCGGAGGGCGUGAAGAUCCGCGACGACGAGCAGCGGCUGCAGGAGGCGCUGAAGCGCAAGGAGAAGCGACGGGCACAGCGUCAGCGCCAGUGGGAGAAGCGCACGGCCCACGUGGUAGAGAAGAUGCAGCAGCGCCAAGACCGGCGGCGCCAGAACCUGCGCCAAAAGAAGGCUGCUCGGGCCGAGCGGCGCCUGGAGAAAGCCCGGAAGAAGGGCCGCAUCUUGCCCCAGGACCUAGAGCGGGCUGGCCUGGCUUGAGUGCCUCAGCCCCCUGCAGGUGGGCUGGGGAGGCCUUUCCUGGCUUUUGGGUGGGCUGUGGACCUUGUCACAUGCACCGUCCUGGCUUGUGACGGCUGAGGCCACAUUGAGACUGCUCCCGGGUCCCUCAGGCUUCAUCCCUGCUCCCAUUUCUAGGAGUGUCCUAGGUGAAGAGCAGGGUUUAGGCUGGGUACUCUCCAGGACCCUUCCCUCGUUCAGAGGGGUGGCAGGAACAGGAAAGGAGGUGGUGUUUGUCACUACCUGUGUCAGUCCCAGAUGCCCUUGGAAAGAUGAUAAAUUCAGCUUCCGUGGCUUGAACCAGGCGUGAGGUUGCUGUGCUCCAGUAACUCGGGAGUCAGAGCCCAUCAGGCCAGUUUUGGAGACUUCCUCAUGCUCUCUGCUUGUCUGGACUCCAUUCUUUUCUUUUGGGUAGUCCUGGUGUGCCGUCCCUACAGCCCCAACCUCAAAAAGGAGAAGAGUUGACUUUCUUGGAGUAUGUGCUCCUGUUUGCUCAGGCUGUGGCCAGUGACUGUCACGUGUUUGUGCCUUCAGUGGUGAAGAAAAGUGGGGUGAGAGGGAGCUUGUUACUAGAUGAGGUGCUGGACUGGGGAGGGGGACAGGAACAGCAGGUGCAAGCAGUUCAGAUGUCUUGUGUGGAUGCCUGCUACCAGAGUGGGCAAGUGGCUGGAUGUCCCUUGAUCUCACCGAGCAGCUAUUCUAAAAUGAAUACCCCCCCCCCCCCCGUAAGACGGGUAGAGUACUCCCUACGUAAAAUCGCAUUUUGGUACUUAGAAGCCCAUAGAGGCCAUGAAGGGACUCCUGUGGUCCAGGAACAACUUGUUUGUUUCCAGUUUUAGCCCUUUGUGAGCUAAGGCCAAACCCUUGCUUGGCCGCCUCCACCCGUGGCCAAGCACAGUGAGGGCUGCUGAGCAUUUGUACCCUGAUACAGCUUCUCACCAGGCAGUCUGCUUGGGAUUGCUGCAUCUGCUCUGGUCCAGGCAUCCCCGUUGCCUCUCUGAUACCCUAGUAAAAUGCUUAUGCUUCUAA
Erinaceus europaeus (western European hedgehog) is the source of this 2254-nucleotide messenger RNA. RefSeq names its product surfeit 6 (gene SURF6). Bases 152 to 1207 code for a protein of 351 amino acids. Gene Ontology annotation, cellular component: nucleolus. Gene Ontology annotation, molecular function: RNA binding; DNA binding. Gene Ontology annotation, biological process: ribosomal small subunit biogenesis; ribosomal large subunit biogenesis. The record is from RefSeq and is a predicted model, not a curated record. The transcript has 5 exons. Lineage: Eukaryota; Metazoa; Chordata; Mammalia; Eulipotyphla; Erinaceidae.